Molecule: messenger RNA, 2178 nt
Organism: Sceloporus undulatus (fence lizard)
Lineage: Eukaryota; Metazoa; Chordata; Lepidosauria; Squamata; Phrynosomatidae
Gene: CD68
Product: CD68 molecule
Cellular component (GO): membrane
Source: RefSeq, a predicted model, not a curated record
CAGUUUCACUUCCUUCCUUUUCUUCGCCAACGAAGGAGAAAGAAGAGGAGAACCUUCCCAGACCGGUAGAAGAAAGGCAAACUGUCCAGAAUCAGAAACUGCGUCUUCCGUCGGAAAGAUGCGGACCCCCGAGCGCACACCGUGGUCUUUGCUUUGGUUCACCGGAUCGGUAUUGCUUGUGGCAGGUUACACUUCCACGCAAGAAGAGGUGCCUCUGCUCCCCACAAAUGGGCCGCGGUUCCUGACUCCCACAUUGUGUUCAGAGGAUGAGGGCUCAGUGGCCGUUCGUUGCCCCCACAGGAAACAAAUGGGUGACGCUGUGCCCUCCUUUACCAAAAUGACACCCACGACUCGCCGCAACUCCACAACGACGCAUCGCCCCAUGACUCCACCCCCAAAAGCAACCAAGUCCCACCACCCCAUCAGCGCCACGUCCCCUCAUCACAAAAACCACACCACGCAGCAUCCAACCACGACCCACCGACCCCAACCCACCACUUCACCCCAUCACAACACCACGGCCCAUACCACCCAGCACCAGACCACAGUCCACCCCCACAACCAGACCACGUCCCACCAAUCCCAUCCCACCCCUUCGCCCCACCAUAACACCACGGCCCACCCACGCAACCACACCACGGCCCACAGCCCCCCCACCACAGCCCACUCCAACAGAACCACAGCACCCACCGUUCUCACCACAUUGCACCACAGCACCCUGACCCCCCACCCCACAUUGACACCCUCCAUCCUUGUGGGCGAUUACAUGGUCAGGAAUAAGACGGACGUCUGCCUCCGAGCCGAGAUGGGGCUGCAGAUGAAGGUCCGCUACACAGGGAAAGCAAAGCAACAGGUCUGGGGAGACUUUGCCUUGCAACCCAACCAGACCAACGCCUCGGGGUCCUGCCUGGACAAGGAUGCCAUGCUCAACCUGCAUUUCCCGGAGGGUUUUCUCUCCUUCUUUUUCACCAAGAACGAAACUCAAAACACCUACUACCUGAGCCGAAUUCAAGCCAACCUGACGUACCAGUUCCCAGAGGCAACAGAGAGGUCCUUUGGAGCAAGCAAUGCCUCCCUCCAUGAGUUCGAGGUCCACCUGGGCCACUCCUACCAGUGCCGAAACCGGAGCCUGGCCCUUUCCGAAGGCUUUCGCCUGAACGUCCUGCGGGAACGCAUCCAGGCCUUUGGGCUGCCUGCUGGGAAAUUUGGGGAAGCGGAGGUCUGUCUGGAGCAGAGGCGCUCAAACACUUUGCCCAUCGUGGUGGGCGUGAUCCUCGGCCUCCUCAUCCUCAUCGUCAUCGUGGCUUUCUUAGUUGGACGGCGGCGGAAACACUCUGGGUACCAAACCCUCUAAGGAAUCUUCUUCGGAUCUUGCCUUUUUCUGGAGCAAUGCCUGGGCCAAAGGAGACUUGAGAAAAUUUGGAGAGGUGGGGGUCUUCCUUAUCCUUGCAACAACUGUCUUCGGUGACAAUUAAUGUGAUCUGCCUCUUAAUUAUUCCCUCAUGCUCAUCUUAAUUCUGCUUAAUUACAUGGGAAACCAAAGCCAAAGGAUAGAGUUUACAUACAUCAAAAGUUUGUUACCGGAGAAAUCAUGAUAUGUUCACUAUGACAGAAAACAUGGAUUGUUGAACAAAAAUGGCAGAGGGACUGAACUAGAUGUCCCCCUGAAGCCCCUUCCAACUUCAGUGAUUCUCCAUAAAGCAUUACUCAUGGAGACACAGCUCUCUUAGGACAGAGGCCUUGGGCUCCAUUGGAGAGGUCAGUUUCUUCUUAGAGAGAAAGGGGGGGGGGAGUUAAAUUAUAGCAGAGAAGCCAGGGCUCCUGACCUAUGGACAUCCCCUCAAGAGGGAGUCCCAAAGAGUAAGCUCAGGGCAAACAAAAGUCUUACUUCUGAGCAAAUGAUCAGCUGUUUAAGGGAAUGAUUCACUUUGACUGUAGGAAACAAUGGGUCCAGAACUGUUUCCUCUUUUCCCCACCAAAUCAUAGUAAGAAUGAAUUGGCUCAUAUGCAUUCGAUAUAUCCAAAUGUCCUUUUUCCUUUAUCUUUUCCUUGUUCCCGCCUGGAGCUCUGUUCAUCUGCCCUCUUCUGUGAAUCCUUUCCACCUGUAAUUGUCUCUGAAUCCUUGAGAAUGGGCACUGGAUUGCUCACAAAUAAAUAAAAGAAGUGAGAAUAUCUGAA